AUUUUCCACUAAAUCAUUUUGCCUCCCUUUGUUCGCCGCCUUACAGACAUUACCGGAUUCAAUUUUCGCCCAAUUGUCCUAGCGUGAAUGCGGCACGGGAUGUUCUAUAGGCCUGUUAUAGAAUGCGAGAGGUCAAACCGGUUAGGUGGGUCACUUGUGUGGGCCGGAAUAAAAAAUGACCACAGGAACGAACUCUCUCACUUUGCGGAGUAAAAAGUCUUCUCUAAGACGACCUGAGACUCAAACAGGUUGCGGGUGGGAGUGACCUCUGUCCCGUGCGGAAUUGAAGGACACAGGGGAGAUGACCUUGAAAGGCAAAAGUGUCGACAUGCCACAGCAGAGGCUCCGUCGUCUGACGUCAGUGUUCCUGGUGUGUGUCGUCAUGACUGUGUAUAACGUCAUCACUAUGGACGGUCCUUACGUCAUCACUAUCAGGUUACCUCAGCUCUACCCUUGGGCCAACCUCUCUAUGUGCGCACCGCGCAUGCUCAUCAGACAGACUACCAACACCACUGCAGUAACGGACCUGCUGGACGUGGAUGAGACCCUGCCGGGCUUCCCUAAGGAGAUCGAUGACAUAAUGUAUAACGGCACCCGGCUCCAGGCGCCGCCGCGGGAGAUCCUGUCCGUGCUGGACUCCAUCGACAGGACGUGGAAGUUUAGGCCUGAUGCAGCGGAGGAACUCAGAUCGGCGCUGGAGUCUAACCUCAGCACCUCCCGAAUGUACAUCGUGACGCAGAACAACACGUCCAAAGACACGCCACUGACUCUGGCAGCAGAGAGGCAUGUGGAGUACAAGCUGUCUGCUGUGGUGGCAGGGAGGCAGCCUGUGAGCUCGCCGUUUUCCUACAAACAGUAUAAAACCUGUAACAUCGUGGGUAGCAGUGGACUACUCAGGGGCAGCAGGUGUGGGCGGGAGAUUAACAGCGGGGAGUUCAUCAUCAGGUUCAAUAUGCCGCCUAUGGCAGACGCCUUCAAAGAAGACAUCGGCAUACGGACACAUUUCGUCACCUGCAACUCACUCACGGUGCAUGAAGAAUAUCAAGACAUCCGCAGCAUGCACUGGCUGCGGAUCUUCCGUAACCACAUCAUCAGGAACAAGUACGGCAGGAGCAUGAUCUUCACUAUGCCGUUCAACGUGCGAUGGAACAUACGCAGGCUCAUCUGGUUCCAGACCGCCGUGCCCAAAGCGAGAGUGCCAAACAGGGUCGUCUUCAACCAUCCUCAUCACAAGAUCGCUGCAGAAAAGUUCUGGACCGAUAGGGGGCUUGAUGAGAAGAGCUUCUCCUCUGGUUUCUAUAUGAUCAGUUCCGCCCUCUCCUUCUGUGAGAAGAUCACAGUGUACGGCUUCUGGCCUUUUAACAUGGACAGGAACGGAAAACCGCUUAGCUACCACUACUCCCAGACGGGGCCGAAAGACGGCGGAGUAAACAACACGUGGCACCGUAUGGACCGGGAGUUCGUGAAGCUGGUGGAGCUGUACAAGGAUGGGGUCAUCAAACUGGUCACGUCACCGUGUGUGGAACACAGGAAUACCUCAGGCGUUAGAUAG
Branchiostoma floridae (Florida lancelet) is the source of this 1552-nucleotide messenger RNA. RefSeq names its product alpha-N-acetylneuraminide alpha-2,8-sialyltransferase-like. The record is from RefSeq and is a predicted model, not a curated record. Gene Ontology annotation, biological process: N-glycan processing; oligosaccharide metabolic process. Gene Ontology annotation, molecular function: alpha-N-acetylneuraminate alpha-2,8-sialyltransferase activity. Lineage: Eukaryota; Metazoa; Chordata; Leptocardii; Amphioxiformes; Branchiostomatidae. The transcript is spliced from 10 exons. Bases 302 to 1552 code for a protein of 416 amino acids.